GAUGUGCUCUGGGGUCGUAACAGAUUGGUGGAUCUCCUUGAGGCAGUCCCUUUUGGUGGUCUGGAGACGUCAGAGGAGCUGUGUGAGAGGGAACGUGACCUUUACUCACUUGGGUUUGAGGGCCCGGGUCAGGACGGACCCUCUCGGGCGACCUGCUCUCAGUCUCUGGAAUCUGAGCCUCCUGGGAGGCUUUUGCUUUAUGUUGGAAGCCGCGUUUGCCCGUAGGGAACAGUUGGAAUAUGCGGGGUUGGGCUUAACCGGCGCAGAUCCCAAUCCAGGUAUAUGAGAUUCGAGACGCAAGCGAUCUGAUCUUGGCUGCAGCAGAGAAGGAUUAUGUUUUGAAAGGUGGCAGCAUUAGCAGGCCAGCGGCAGGAAUUGCAGAGAAGCAGAGAGGUCUUCAAGUGCAUGGUGUGCUUGGGCUAUGGGGCGUGGAGUGCUGGACCUACCAACACCCACGGUGCAUAUGGAACUGGUGUGGCCAGUUGGCAAGGUUAUGAAAACUACAAUUAUUAUGGUGCCCAGAACACCAGCGUCACCACAGGAGCAACCUACAGCUAUGGCCCAGCUUCAUGGGAGGCCACCAAGGCCAGUGAUGGCUUGGCACCUGGGGGCCCUGCCAUGCAUAUGGCUUCUUAUGGCCCAGAACCCUGCACCGACAAUUCCGACUCCCUCAUUGCCAAGAUCAACCAGCGUCUGGACAUGAUGUCCAAGGAAGGAGGCAGGGGCGGGAGCAGCGGCGGUGGGGAGGGCAUGCAGGACCGGGAGAGCUCCUUCCGCUUCCAGUCGUUUGAGUCCUAUGAUUCCAGGCCUUGCCUGCCUGAGCACAAUCCCUACCGCCCCAGCUACAGCUACGACUAUGAUUUUGACCUGGGGCCCGACCGCAAUGGUGGCUUUGGUGGUCAGUACAGUGACUGCCGGGACCCAGCCCGUGAGCGGGGCUCCCUCGAUGAUUUCAUGCGGGGCCGAGGCCAGGGCCGCUUCCAGGACCGGAGCAACCCCAGCACCUUUAUGCGCAGCGAUCCCUUCAUGCCACCUGGAGCCUCCUCUGAGCCUCUUUCUGCUCCAUGGACUGAGAUGAAUUAUGUGGGUGGGCGGGGCCUGGGAGGCCCCCCCGCCAGCAGACCUCCGCCUUCCCUCUUCUCCCAGUCCAUGGCCCCUGACUUUGGCAUGAUGGGCAUGCAGGGGGCAGGUGGUUAUGACAACUCUAUGCCCUAUGGAUGUGGCCGGUCACAGACCCGGAUGAGAGAUCGGCCUAGGCGGAGAGAGUUUGAUCGCUGCGGCCCAGAUAGCUUGGGCAGGAAACGGAAGCAGUUGCAGAUUUACGAUGAGCCAGACACCAAGCAAGCCCGGGCCGACAGUGAAGGAGAUUUUUCUGAAAACGAUGAUGGAGCUGGUGACUUCCGGUCAGGAGAUGAAGAAUUCAGGGGUGAGGAUGAGUUCUUCGACUCCGGGAGGCAGAGAGGAGAGAAGGAUGAUGAGGACGAUGAAGUGAAGAAGAGGAGGGAAAAACAACGGAGGAGAGACAGGAUGCGAGACAGAGCAGCUGACAGGAUUCAGUUUGCCUGUUCUGUGUGCAAGUUUCGUAGCUUUGAAGAUGAAGAAAUCCAGAAGCAUCUGCAAAGCAAAUUUCACAAAGAGACACUGCGAUUUAUAAGUACCAAAUUGCCCGACAAGACGGUGGAGUUCCUCCAGGAAUACAUUGUAAACAGGAAUAAGAAGAUUGAGAAGCGGCGUCAGGAGUUGAUGGAGAAGGAAAGCACAAAACCAAAACCAGAUCCUUUCAAAGGGAUUGGCCAGGAGCACUUCUUCAAGAAAAUAGAGGCUGCUCACUGCCUGGCUUGUGACAUGCUGAUCCCUGCGCAGCCCCAGCUUCUCCAGCGACACCUGCACUCUGUCGACCACAAUCACAACCGCCGGUUGGCUGCUGAACAAUUCAAGAAAACAAGUCUCCACGUGGCUAAGAGUGUUUUGAACAACAGACAUAUAGUGAAGAUGCUGGAAAAAUACCUCAAGGGUGAAGACCCUUUCACCAGUGAAGCCGCUGAUCCAGAAAUAGAAGGAGAUGACAAUUUAGGAGGGGGUGAGGUUAAGGAAGAGACACCUGAGGAGGUAGCUGCUGAGGUCUUAGCUGAGGUGAUUACGGCAGCAGUGAGGGCAGUAGAUGGGGAAGGAGCACCUGCUCCAGAAAGUAGUGAAAUGCUGGCCAAAGGGGAAGGCCCUGUGGACACAGCUGAGGCCACUAGUGGUCCCCAUCCUGAAGAGCUGCUGGAAGUGGAGACAUCCUGUGGAAUGGCACCUGAGAAGGGCAGCAGUGAAGCAGAGGCUGGAGGUGAAGCUGCUGAGGCUGGAGGUGAAGUAGAAACCCUAGCAGCAGAGUCGGAAAGCACCUUGACAGUCAGUGCUCCUGACCCAGUUGCUGCGGGAGCUGAAGUGGAACAAACUGAGGCAGAGUCCAAAACUGCUAUUCCCACAGAAUGAUCCUCCUUUCCCUGUUUCAAGGGAUAUGUUAUAUAAUGCCUUGUUCUUUCUCCUUUGAUUUAUAAGCAGUACUAGGGUAUGUGAUACUGGAAUAUUAUUUUGGUGAAGAGACCUCAGCCAUUUCCUUCAGAAAAGUGUACCUCACAGGCUUGUCUUACAGAGUUGUGUGGUUUUCUGCCUUGAUUUGAAGGCUGCUGAAGUUGUACAUUCCCCCAAGUGGCUGUGACAUCUCUCUUUACACUGUAGUUGGAAUAAUAAAAGUUGGAUAAUUAGAUUUUGGUGAUACUUUGCUUGUUAAAUACAGCCACUGGCUGAAUGCACCACCACCAACCCCUUUAUUAUUUUUUCAUCUAGGAGCAGUUCAGUACUAGGAUGUAUCAAAGGAUUUCUUUUCUUUUUUUUCAAAGUUUAAAGAAUUUGCUUUGGCUUCAGUUUUUGAUCUCUGCUUUUGUGGUACACUGUAUGGUAUGUGGUCCUCCUUCACAAGGUAUAGCAGAAUUUUAAUGUGUGAUGUUGAUUCUGUCACAUCAGUGAACUCGCAAAGGCCUGAUCAAUCUGACAUACCUGCACCAUUGGAAGCAUACCUACUUACCCCUCAAGAAUGAGAACAUUUUGCCUAGGGCAUUGUUUCCCAAUCUUUAGUCCUUGGUGAAUCACCUUUACAAUGUUUUACCUCAUUUGUGUUCCACCUCUGCAUUACUUCAGGGUUUUUUUGGUUUUUUCUUUAAAUUGAGUUACUUAACUAUAUUUAAAAGGAAAAUUUGAUGUCUUGUGAAUGGAAAACCAAUAUAAAUUGCCAUAGAUAGAUACUAUCUGUGGAAAAUCAAUAAACAUUUUAUUUUAGAUAAAUACUAUUCCUUUGGAAGUUUCUGAACCUGUAAGAAAGAAAAGCUAGCAUGUGUUAAAAAGGGGUAGUAAGCAACAGUUAAACUUUCUUAUAAUCAGAAGAAUUGGAAGAUACCUCCCUUUUGAAGUGAUACUGCUGAGUCUUUUCCUAUAAACCUUAGAACUGUCACAUUUGGGGAAGCAUUGGCCACUGGGAAAUUAAGAGAGAAGUAGUAAAAUACUUGAUGAGCAUCUGUUGUGUACCAGGUGCUAAUUCAUGCUAAAAAUUAGAUAUGGGCACUGCUCUCAAGGAUCCUUAUUGGAGAUAUGAAAUGAAUAUUUAUGGAAAAGUCAAUGUCAGAACUAAAUACAAAUAAACUGCUUAGUAAG
Molecule: messenger RNA, 3693 nt
Organism: Hippopotamus amphibius kiboko
Lineage: Eukaryota; Metazoa; Chordata; Mammalia; Artiodactyla; Hippopotamidae
Gene: AKAP8
Product: A-kinase anchoring protein 8
Exons: 14
Coding region: 406-2478 (690 amino acids)
Cellular component (GO): nucleus; nuclear matrix
Molecular function (GO): protein kinase A regulatory subunit binding; DNA binding
Source: RefSeq, a predicted model, not a curated record